UUGCUCUCCAAUUUCCUCCCAGGGCAGGGCCUCCCCUCUGCACUGGGCUGGGAUUAAGGUUGAAGUGUCAGGGCAGAAGGUACUGCUGCAGGUGGUCAAUGCCCCCUCAGUGGGGCAAAGAGGCAGUGGAGAACACCACCAGCCUAUGAACUGGGCCCCACAAACAUGCACAUUUGGACCCUGAGAGGAUCACACCAAAAAAAAAGGAGAGAAAACGCAACUGGGUUACUCAUGGUGGAUGUAUUGAGGCCUUAAAUUAUGCAGAAAGCCUCAAAGAAGAACAAACAGGCAGUUGCUUCAUGUAAAGAACUGACCAUCCUUCCUCCAGCCAAGAAAAAAGAGGAAAAUCGGGAGGACUUUGUAGAGCUGCUGCCUCCGGAAGUCAGUUUUAAAAUUUUCAGUGAACUGGAUAUUCAGAGCUUAUGCAAAGCUGCAAUGACAUGCAAGAGCUGGAAUCGUGCAAUUGAGAACAGUGACCAUUUGUGGAAACAUCACUGUUUAACUGUAAGAGCUGUCUGUCAGCGAGAGAUAGACUGUGAUCGAGGAAAUGGAUAUUCAUGGAAGGUCACUCUACUGAGAAACUACUGGAAGAGCAAAGUGAAACAUGAAUGGCUAAGUGGAAAAUAUAGCAACAUUCACUCACGCUGUGGCUUACCAGAAAAAAUCAUGUAUCCCAUGGAUGCUGAUACAUGGGGAGAAAUACUGGAAGCAGAACUGGAGAGAUAAGAAACUAGACAUGGAUCUUAAAUAGCAAGAAAUGGCACAGAACUGACUGUUUUUACUGUAAAUACUUAGCCAUUCACACCAGUGACAUUUGCAAAUAUGUAGUAGAAACUUCACUGAAAAAAAUGUAUAAAUACAGAGUUUAUUUUUAUUUUGCACUUUAUCAGAACAGCUUGUUGUAAAAACCCUAAAUGAGAUAUAAACUAUACAAUGUAAUUAUUUUAAAAGA
Molecule: messenger RNA, 952 nt
Organism: Mauremys mutica (yellowpond turtle)
Lineage: Eukaryota; Metazoa; Chordata; Testudines; Geoemydidae
Gene: FBXO48
Product: F-box protein 48
Exons: 3
Coding region: 259-726 (155 amino acids)
Biological process (GO): SCF-dependent proteasomal ubiquitin-dependent protein catabolic process
Cellular component (GO): SCF ubiquitin ligase complex
Molecular function (GO): protein binding
Source: RefSeq, a predicted model, not a curated record